Peronospora matthiolae is the source of this 1254-nucleotide messenger RNA. Lineage: Eukaryota; Oomycota; Peronosporomycetes; Peronosporales; Peronosporaceae. The record is from the annotation of a GenBank genome assembly.
AUGGUCGUCUCCAGUCUCUUGUCCUCGUCCAACGUGACGUCGUCCCGCCUGCCUCACCUCCACUCGUUCGUCGUGCUCACCAAACAAUCGUCCAGUCGUCACUUCGCCCACCGUCGCAAUAGUACCUCCAGCAGCAGCAGCAGCAGCAGCUCCUACUCCGCCGCCAGCUGUGGCACCAACAGUGACGAGUCGGAUGCGUCCGACCUUGAAGUAGACGACUGUUCCAUUGUGUACGAGUCGUACGCUGCUGUAACCAAGCGGAGCAGCCAUCCGUUCAUCCCUAUGAGCUGGGACGAUCUCCAGCUCGCCCAGAUUUCGGGGCCAAUUGACGCUCUAGGAGCUACACUGCGUCAAAAGCGCCGCAGCAGUAUCGACGGUGGUAAUCCACUGGAAUCCACAGCUUUAGAGCUCUGUUUCGAGUUCCUCACGAUCAAAGAGCUGCUCCAAAGUGUCGUCCACGUUUGUGUCCUCUUUCACGACGUUGUCGUGCAGUCACAGACGCUCCUCACGGGUUCGUACUGUCGUCAGUGGCGAGCCAACAAGAUGCUGCCCAAGUCAUACGUGACACUUUGUUACCACGACCAGCUCACGCUGUGUACUGCACGUCGAGCUGGUGCUUUGUACGAGCUGUCGACACGCAGUGCGGUGAAUCGCCUGCCUAAUGGCACGUACGACGUCGUGAACAACUCGAUGCUGCGCAAUUUUGCCACUGGAUCCAUUGAUUCGAUCCGUGGCGUCAAGAAACUACCGCUGUUAUCGUGCGCGCAGGCUUUGCACAAGCAGAUAUCCUACUUCGAAGUGAGUCUCCAAGCAAGUGGAAGUGUCGGUCUUGUGUCGAUCUCGAACGGAGCUGCUCGAGGGGCUUAUGGCUUUGGCUCUCGUGAGCACGUUGGCUGGAAUAGCGUGUCGUAUGGCUAUCACGGCAACGACGGUGACUUUGUGUUUAAUGAUGGUACCAAGCCCUACGGUGGAGAGCGACAUGCUUUUGGUCCAUUGUGGGGACGAGCUUCCACAGCUCAAUGUAAGCAGGAGAGCCCAAGAGUUUUAACAGUUGGCUGCGGUCUGGAUGCUGGCAAACGUGAAGUCUUUUUCACGCUCAAUGAAGAGAUGGUUGGCGUGGCACGAAUGACAGAGGUGCUACCUGGUGACUAUGCUGCUGCAGUGUCCCUCCACGCCUUCGGGGACAGAGCUGUCAUAAAUGCUGGUGCGGCGCCGUUCGUCUUUGACAUCGAGGCUUUUUGUGCAAGUCCUUAG